This is a messenger RNA of Linnemannia hyalina, 897 nucleotides long. The record is from the annotation of a GenBank genome assembly. Lineage: Eukaryota; Fungi; Mortierellomycota; Mortierellomycetes; Mortierellales; Mortierellaceae.
AUGGCUCGUUUAUUCUCCCUCUUUGCCGUCGCCUUCUUGGGCCUCCAAUUGAUCCAGAUCGACCGUGCCUCUGCCGCAAGCAACCGCAUUGUCGCCGUCGGGGACAUCCACAGUGACUACAAGCAGGCUCUUGCAGUUCUCCAGAUGGCCAAGAUUAUCGACUCCAAAGGCGACUGGAUCGCUGGCCAGGAUACCUUCGUCCAGACCGGUGAUAACGUCGACAGAGGUGCAGGCACCAUUGAUGUUUACAAGUUGCUCCAAAAGCUUCGUGGACAGGCUAGUGCCGCCGGUGGAGUUGUCAUCAACCUCCUCGGAAACCAUGAGGUGAUGAACCUCGGUGGAGACCUCCGCUACGUCACCAAGGAGGACACUGCCUCUUUCGGUGGCGCCACUGCCCGCAAGGCUGCUUGGGACAUGCAAACCGGCUGGAUCGGCAAGUUUGUCUACAACAGCUUCAACAUCACCCACAUCCAGAACGGCCACACCCUCUUCAGUCAUGCCGACAUGAGCGUCGACUGGGCCGAGAAGGGUAUCGACCAGAUGAAUUACCUUUCCCACAAAGCCCUCAAGGACAAGAAGUUCAAGGAGCCUAUCUUCACAACCUAUGGUCCUGUUUGGAACCGCGACCUCGCCAAGGAGGAGGCCGGUGAGGACCAGACCUGCGAGGUCAUCGAGAACAUUAAACAGAUCCUUGGCGUCAAGCGUAUGAUCUCGGGACACACUGCCCAGUCCUCGGGCAAGGUCCUAACUCUCUGUGGCAACAGUUACAUCGGCAUCGAUGUCGGUAUCACCGCGUACUACGGUGCCAACCGCGCCGCGCUCGAGAUUAUCGAGAACAGCGAUGGCACCCAGACCGUCUCUGCCAUCUACCCCUCUGGCAAGGUCAUCCUCUCCUGA